AUGGCACUCCCGGCGUCGAGCUCCGGCCUCUUCCGCUUCGUCUCCCCGCGCAGCCGCCCCCAGUCCACCGACAUCGUGUCCGCGGCCUCCUGGGGUGUCUUCGCCGGCACCGCCGGCCUCUACCUCGUCCAGGUCAGGAUCCAUCGGCCUGCUCGCAUCUCGUAUCCGACGUUAGCUAUUCCGGUGUAUGGACCGUGGCUCGCCCGGGUAGAAGGCUUGUAG
Messenger RNA from Miscanthus lutarioriparius, 222 nucleotides. The record is from the annotation of a GenBank genome assembly. NCBI's taxonomy places the organism in Eukaryota, Viridiplantae, Streptophyta, Magnoliopsida, Poales, Poaceae.